Molecule: messenger RNA, 3848 nt
Organism: Acipenser ruthenus (sterlet)
Lineage: Eukaryota; Metazoa; Chordata; Actinopteri; Acipenseriformes; Acipenseridae
Product: fibronectin-like
Exons: 8
Coding region: 50-1711 (553 amino acids)
Molecular function (GO): protein binding
Source: RefSeq, a predicted model, not a curated record
CACCACAACUUGCACACCUACUCCAGCCCAGAGAGUGCUGAAGGGACACAUGGAGAAGACUCUGGGUGUUUGUCUGGUUCUUUUUGCAACCUCGUGUUCUGCACAGAGAAGUUAUCAUCUCAUCAGUUUAUCUAAAACAUGGGCUGAAGCACAGCAUUACUGCAGAUCCUGCUACUCAGACCUGGUCACUGUUACCCCUCAGAAUGAACCUGUUCUCACUGCGUCAGCUACAGAUACAUGGAUCGGACUGCAAAGAAUCCCAGGGGGUUGGCAGUGGUCAGAUGGAGACGGCAGCAGUUAUUAUAAGUGGGCACCCGGUGAGCCAAAUAAUUAUGGGGGGCAUGAAGAUUGUGCUGCUCGUCGAACAGACAACAAUUGGAAUGAUUGUUCUUGUACUUCUGGAUUGUAUUUCCACUGUUAUAAAGACUCUUACACUGGGCUGCUGUCUGUUCCUGUUGUCACGGGGACGUCACUGACUCUGCACUGGAAUCCAGCGCCAGGACUUGUUGACCACUACAGGAUAGAAGUCUCCGGGCAGACAAGUCAGACCUUCACAGUAAACACUCAGACUGCUGUUGUGACCUCUCUGACCCCCGGCUGUCUCUACACAGUGCAUGUCUUCCCUGUGAAAUGUGUCAAAGACUGGCCCCCUGCUAGUACAUCAGUCUACACAGCUCCAGUCCCACCAGGACAACUAAUGGCUGACUCUGUGGGACCCAACUCUGUUUCUCUGAGUUGGGGCAGACCUGCCGGUAUGGAUAAGAUCCCACACAGCUUCAACAUCACCUACUGCAGCUCCUUCUGGGGUCACCAGGGCUCCACCACUGCAGCCUCCAAUUCCACCGUCAUCUCUAACCUGAAACCAGCAAGCCAGUACGUCUUCAACAUCACCACAGUGCAGGACGAUGGGAACCAGAGCAUACCUGCUUCAGCAUCUUUCUUCACAACUCCAACCCCACCAGGACAACUAAUAUCUGACUCUGUGGGACCCAGCUCGGUUUCUCUGAGCUGGGGCAGACCUGCCGGUAUGGAUAAGAUCCCACACAGUUUCUUCAUCAGCUACUCCAGCUCCCUCUCGGGUCACAACGACUCCAUCACUUCAGACUCCAAUUCCACCGUCAUCUCUAACCUGAGACCAGGAAGCGAGUAUGUCUUCUGUGUCACCACAAUGCAUGACAACGGGGGCUGGAGCUCACCGGUUUUAAUAUUUCUCUCCACAUCUCCAUCCCCACCAGGACAACUAAAGGCUGACUCUGUGGAAACUAACUCUGUUUCUCUGAGUUGGGGCAGACCUGCCGGUAUGGAUAAGAUCCCACACAGCUUCAACAUCACCUACUGCAGCUCCUUCUGGGGUCACCAGGGCUCCACCACUGCAGCCUCCAAUUCCACCGUUAUCUCUAACCUGAAAUCAGGAAGUGAGUACGUCUUCAACAUCACCACAGUGCAGGAGCAUGGGGGCCGGAGCACACCGGCUUCAACAUCUCUCUUCACAAAAGUAAAUGAGAAGCGGAUGAUAGUGGCUUUCCACUGCAACUCCCAGGACCCGCUGGCAUGCAGGGAUCCCAAAGUCAAAGAGGAGAUGCUCAACCAGCUGAAAUCCAAGAUGGGAGAGCGCUACUCUGGGGUGUAUUGGAGUCUGAAAUGGAGGGAGAAUGGAGGGGACGACUGUAAACAACCCAUUACUGAACUGACAGAUCUGGAUGAAUUAUAGAUUAAUCACCCAUAACUAUUAAACACUCACUAGUGCUGAAUUUAGAAAUGACAAAUGUUUUCAACUAGAAAUAUAGAAGACUAGUUUAUUUUAGUAUUUCUUAAUUAUAGAUUAGAGUUUUAACUUUUUUAAUAUAUAUUAACUCAAUAGUGCUGAAUUUCAAGAAUACUUUAAAAGUAACUUCCACAUGAAUGCUUUUCACGAGUAAAGAAGAAUUUUAAAAUGCUUAGCGUCACGGCCCAGGCUGGUUACCGUCAGGAAAGAGACCCAGAGACAGAAAGCUGCAGUUUAAUUAACAAAAACAAACAGACACAUAAUAAACACAGCACAAGGGCCGAAAUAAAGGUUCAAACAAAAGAACAACACGCGUGUAGGCUGGGCAUUAGCCUUCAUCACAGUGUAAACACUCACCAAACGCCUUUGAUUGUUCUUUCUUUUAUACGGGUGGCCAUUCCCUAAUUAGCACUCAAUUAGGGAAUGGCCACACCUAUGAUUGUUGGGACAGAUUUAACCCCAUCCCUGCCAACCUUGCAUUCCCACCACACACUAUUUACACAUGCUGAGCUUUCGCCCUGCCACAAUGUGAUAGAAAUGUGUGGAGUUUGCUGAUAUGCGAGUCUGAUCUGCUGUUAGAGGAUUAAAAGACCCAGCAAAGUACCUGAUUGUAUCUGCACUGUGUGAUUGGAAGGGCCUGGGACUCCGGAUCCAGCAGAGUUGCGAGGGAACAAGAGGGCUAGGCUGAGUACACACUGUGACUGAGAGCUGCACUCUGCUGUCAGUGAAACAGAGUUCAAACUGCAGUUCAGACAAACAGUUUACCAACAGCUCUGAAAUCUGCCCCUGGUUUACAAUAAAUGUGUUCAGAUCUUUUCAGGUUUUAGUUAGGAUGCUGGUGGAAGAAGAAAUAGAAGCUGUACAUUGUACCUGCUGUAAUAAUGUAGGUGUUUAAAAUAAAGGACAAUUGAAUAUUCACUUAUUUGGCGAUGAAUUGCAUUGUUAUUGUAAUUGCAACAUGUUCUGAAGAGCUGCUGUUCAACAACACAUUUUCAGAACCUUUUUCCCCAAGUCGAAACUCAAAGACCUACCAUAGCAAACACUGACACUGUUUGUUAGAAGCAACACAGGAUCACAGUCAAAGGUCUGUGUGCUGUGUAUUAACUCAGUUCUAGUAUAGUGACACAGGUUUAAUGCAAUUCACUUUAACCAUUAGUCAAUUAAAUUGCUUUUUAACAGUGCAUUGCGUAUACUUUAAAAUCCAUAUGCAACAUGCCUGAAACUUAGAUUACUGUAAACGUAAACAGUUAACGUGGGGGGUUAAGAACAUAAGAACAUAAGAAAGUUUACAAACUAGAGGAGGCCAUUCAGCCCAUCUUGCUCGUUUGGUUGUUAGUAGCUUAUUGAUCCCAGAAUCUCAUCAAGCAGCUUCUUGAAAGAUCCCAGGGUGUCAGCUUCAACAACAUUACUGGGGAGGUGGUUCCAAACCCGCACAAUUCUCUGUGUAAAAAAGUGCCUCCUAUUUUCUGUUCUGAAUGCCCCUUCAUCUAAUCUCCAUUUGUGACCCCUGGUCCUUGUUUCUUUUUUCAGGCCAAAGAAGUCCCCUGGGUUGACAUUGUCUAUACCUUUUAGGAUUUUGAAUGUUUGAAUCAGAUCGCCGCGUAGUCUUCUUUGUUCAAGACUGAAUAGAUUCAAUUCUUUAAGCCUGUCUGCAUACGACAUGCCUUUUAAACCCGGGAUAAUUCUGGUUGCCCACACCUGAUUCCACCCCAUCAUGAGAGACAUUCAGCCAGGAGUUGCAUGUACAUCUUGUAUUAAUAAACCUAUAUACUCAGGUGAGACUUCAGAGCAGAUUUAGCAGGGGCCAGCUCAUUUCAAUAUACCUGAACAAGGGGAGUUCUGCAAACCAGGCCUGAGUGCAGGACUGGUGUGUCUUUCUCCCUGCCUGUACAGUACCUGACUUUGCUACAAUAAAGUAACCAUACCUUUGAGAAAGAGUACAUUACCCUCCAUGAAAUCCAUCCAACAGUCCAGUGUUUAAUACCCUAUUUGUUCUAUUUAUCAUAAUUAUUUUGACUUGUGUACUUCUUGCAUGAUUUGUACUUUCUAAUUAGAAUCGUUAAUUGUGACUGGGGAAAAAUUG